CAUCAAUUAGGUGUUUAAGAAGUCAACCUACUACUUCAAUAUUAGAAAAAAGAAGUUUCAAAGAUUUAGAAGAUUUGAUUGAGGAUAAUAGAAGUUUAAAGAAGUUUAAAUUAUCUGAAGAUAAUAUAAGUG
Molecule: messenger RNA, 132 nt
Organism: Funneliformis mosseae
Lineage: Eukaryota; Fungi; Glomeromycota; Glomeromycetes; Glomerales; Glomeraceae
Source: the annotation of a GenBank genome assembly